UUUGCGCAAAACACUGCUCAUCUCCAUGAGGUGAGUUGUGGCCGAGUGGUGAGAUUGUCUUUGUUGAGAAAAAAUGUCGACGCGAAAAAAGGUUUUAAUCCAUUAGUCAGAAAGUCUGGCGUUCUUUGUUGUUGGAAAAUCGCAAUUGGAGUCUGCAAAAGCGGGAUUUGGCGUACGGAGUGCGACACGAGCGAGAUUAUGUAAAUGCAUCACCUGGAACGGCGACUGCAACACCAGACCAGAGCUGCUCUACCUAGCCAAUCACACAGACACGGUGGCGUUGGCGUUGGCGUUGACGACACAAAGUGAAACCAGCGCAGCAGAGAGCAGAGAGGGGAAAGUCAGCGUCAGCAGCACCCAAAACACGCACACGACAAACACAAAAGUAGGAGGAGAAUCACUGAGAACCGAACUGUAAACAGAGGGAAGAACAGAAAGCUGUCGGAAUGGACAAUUGCGACCAGGACGCAGGCUUCCGGCUGGGCCACAUCAAGGAGGAGGUCAAGCCGGACAUCUCGCAGCUGAAUGACAGCAAUAACAGCAGCUUUUCGCCCAAAGCGGAGAGCCCAGGCCCCUUUUUGCAGAACAUGUCCAUGGUGCACGUGAUGCCAUCGGGCAACAGCAACGAAAAUCAGGGCCAAAUGGCACAGGCGUCCGCGGGCGGGGCCUCAGCCCAACAGCAGUAUCCGCCGAACCACCCGCUAAGCGGCUCUAAGCACCUGUGCUCCAUCUGCGGCGACCGGGCCAGUGGAAAGCACUACGGCGUCUACAGCUGUGAGGGCUGCAAAGGCUUCUUCAAGCGCACAGUGCGAAAGGAUCUCACAUACGCAUGCCGCGAGAACCGCAACUGCAUCAUCGAUAAGCGCCAGCGGAACCGCUGCCAGUACUGCCGCUACCAGAAGUGUCUAUCCUGCGGCAUGAAGCGCGAGGCUGUGCAAGAGGAGCGGCAGCGAGGCGCCCGCAGUGCAGCGGGCAGGCUAAGUGCUGGUGGCGGAUCUGUCGGUGGUGGCAGCGUCGGCUCUGGCAGUGGCGGUGGCGGAGGAAGCGGCGGCAGUGUGGGCGGCAACGGAGCGGACGAGUUCAUGGCCAACAACGUCUCCCGAGACUUCACAAUUGAGCGGCUACUGGAUGCCGAGCAGCGGGCGGAAGCACAAAGCGGCGAUCGGGCUCUGGCCUUCCUGCGGGUGGGCCCCAACUCGACCGUGCAGCCGGACUACAAGGGGGCCGUGUCGGCCCUGUGCCAGGUGGUGAACAAACAGCUCUACCAGAUGGUGGAGUACGCUCGCCUCAUGCCGCACUUUGCACAGCUGCCGCUGGAUGACCAGGUGAUCCUGCUGAAGGCUGCUUGGAACGAGCUGUUGAUCGCCAACGUGGCCUGGUGCAGUAUUGUGUCGCUGGACGAUGCCAUGGCCACCGGCAUGGGCCACGACAGCGCCUUCGAGCGGCGAUCGCCGGUGCUGCAACCGCAACAGCUGUUUCUCAACCAGAGCUUCUCCUACCAUCGCAACAGCGCCAUCAAGGCGGGCGUCUCCACUAUCUUCGAUCGCAUCCUCUCCGAGCUGAGCGUAAAGAUGAAGCGCCUCAACCUUGACCGCCGCGAGCUGGCUUGCCUCAAGGCCAUCAUCCUGUACAACCCGGACAUGCGCGGCAUUAAGAACCGCGCCGAGAUCGAGAUAUGCCGUGAGAAGGUCUACGCCUGCCUGGACGAGCACUGCCGCGUCGAGCAUCCCGGCGACGAUGGCCGCUUUGCCCAGCUUCUGCUGCGCCUGCCCGCGCUGCGCUCCAUCAGUCUGAAGUGUCUCGAUCAUCUCUUUUUCUUCCGCAUCAUCAGCGAUCGGCCACUGGAGGAGCUCUUUAUCGAGCAGCUCGAGUCGCAGCCCCCUCCCGGCCUCACGCUGAAGCCCGAAUGAGCGGCGUGCUGCCCAUCGAAUGUUUCAUUGUGAUUGCGUUGUUUGCAUUUCUCCCUCCUGGUCCUGAUCCUCCAGUUACCUUCGAUCCAAUCCUCCCUCCCUCCCCUCUUAAUAUUACGCAAAAUGUGUAUGUAAUUGUUUUUUUUUUAUAUUAACAUUAUUAUUAUUAUUAUUGAGAUAGAAAAUGUUUUCCUUAAGAUGAUUAUAUGUCUCCGCAACGUUUAUGGCCAAGUAAACGAAAAACCAAUCCCAAAACUUUAGAAGAACACACACACACACAAACACAAAGGCGAAAAGCGAACACACACAAACUCAAAUUAAAAGUUAACCUAAACUAAAGCUACAAAAAUAUAUAGAUCUAGACAUAAUUAUGAUGUACAGAGACGUAUAUAUGGAUGUACAUAUGUGUGCAUCGAUUAUCUAUUUAGCCACGUACAGGUACGCCGUAUGCAUGAAGGUACGUGUCCCGUAUGCCCGUUCUUGAACCAAUUGUAAUUACUUUUUAUCAUAAUUGUAACCAGAGUUACCGAUUUCAUGCGAGACGCAGAACAACCACAAAAACGAAUCCAACCAGAUAUAUAUCUAUGUAUUGUAUAAAAUAUAACUCCUGCAUAACAUAAGGCUUGUCGUUUCUCUGCCGCUCCGACACGGAUCGGAUCGUCGAUUAAUCCAGUCGUUGGACAUGUUCAUUUGUACAGUGCUUGGCAAAACUGUAGGACAGUCGGAGGGCAGUGCAUCCGUGGGAUCGUCAGAUUUUGCUGAACCAAUUUCCUAUAUAUUUGAUUAAGGCGGUGGACAUUCGAUUCAUUUCUCAGUUUAUAGCAUUUAACAAUAAACAAUGUUUACAUCGGUUAUGCCACAGACCAAAUUCCAACUGAGUUGGAAUGGUAAUUUCUGGCAUCCCCUUGUUUGAAUUAGAUCCUA
Drosophila pseudoobscura is the source of this 2834-nucleotide messenger RNA. RefSeq names its product retinoid X receptor ultraspiracle (gene usp). Gene Ontology annotation, biological process: regulation of DNA-templated transcription. Gene Ontology annotation, cellular component: nucleus; chromatin. The record is from RefSeq and is a predicted model, not a curated record. Gene Ontology annotation, molecular function: sequence-specific DNA binding; zinc ion binding; nuclear receptor activity. Bases 447 to 1910 code for a protein of 487 amino acids. The transcript has a single exon. NCBI's taxonomy places the organism in Eukaryota, Metazoa, Arthropoda, Insecta, Diptera, Drosophilidae.